CAAUUCGUAGUUUGGCAGCUACUUCACUAGUUUGAGAUUCACACUUACCGGGUCAUAGUUUGAGAGCUAUCACUCAUUAGCGGUUAGCAGUUUAAAAUAUUUGUAUUUAGUGGUAGAUAUAGUGUGACCAGCUUAUGCUAGAAAACGAACAUAAACAUAUGUUUGCUGCGUGUUACGUCGUUGGUGUCGCAUUUUUAUAAGAAUUAUUUUCAAGCGCAGUUAUUUAAUUAAAAUGUUACCUAUAGCACGCGGUGUAUUUAAUAGCUUAACGCUAAUGACACGUAGCAGCCGCGGCGCCAUACAUACAGUCAGCGCACAUAAAUGCAAAGCCGCUGCCGCUGAAUCUGAAACUGUGGAAGAAAUCACUGAUGAAAGCGUUGACGAGGGCAAAAUGAGCGGAAGUGGCGCACCGGAUCCAAAGGAUCGCACUAAAGUAAUUCCUGUUGAGACUUCCAUGCGUUAUUUAAAAAGCGCUGCCUACAAAACAACCUAUGGUGAUUCGUUUGUCUGGACACAAUAUCGUCGCAACCACAAGGGCAUGUUUGCACCCCGCAAAACACGCAAAACAUGCAUUAGACAAGGCAAAAUUUCCACCGGCAAUCCCUGUCCCAUUUGCCGGGAUGAGUAUCUAGUACUGGACUAUCGCAACACGGAUCUACUCCAGCAGUUUAUUUCGCCAUACAGUGGUCAGUUGCUAAGCUAUUCCAAGACGGGUCUUUGUCAGAAAAGUCAUUUGCGUUUGAUGGUCGCCGUGGAGCAGGCACGCGAUUGUGGACUGCUCACAUACGAUGUGCCCUUCCGGGAGUAUGAUUAUAGUGAAUACUAUGGCAAGCAAGAGAAGAAGCAAGAGCAGUAGCAGUCUUAAAUUAGAAGUAAAAUAUUUUCUAAUUGAAGUUUGUUAAAAAAUCUGCGUGUGUAUAUUAAUAAU
Molecule: messenger RNA, 928 nt
Organism: Drosophila busckii
Lineage: Eukaryota; Metazoa; Arthropoda; Insecta; Diptera; Drosophilidae
Gene: mRpS18B
Product: 28S ribosomal protein S18b, mitochondrial
Exons: 2
Coding region: 233-856 (207 amino acids)
Biological process (GO): mitochondrial translation
Cellular component (GO): mitochondrion; ribosome
Molecular function (GO): structural constituent of ribosome
Source: RefSeq, a predicted model, not a curated record